UGUAAUUAUAUUUCUGAAGAGGAGCAUGUCGGGCUACAGCUAAGGCUCUAUGUUGACGCAGAGUCUAUGACGUAGCUACUGCGUCAUUCAACCCAGAAGUAUAAAUUCCGCCUAAGUUAGCUGGCAGUGUUUGUGUUGUAGCUGCUGGUGCUAAACUUGUCUACUCCUCAGAAAGGCUGCUAUGAAGGAGGAGUUUUGUGUCUGCUUCGAGCAGGCCAGACAUAGCGUACACGUGCUAAUUUUGGUGGAAAAGGGGUAUGUGUAAGAAAAAAAAGGCAAAAAAAAAUCUUCUUAACAUUAAGAAAUUGAUGUAGAUCAUCAACCUAUUAGUUACAUUUAUCUUUGUUGAACCGAGUUUACAAGCUUCAUAAUUUACAUUAUCAUCUGCAUACAUCUCCACACCCUGCGCAGCGCUGAGCUUGACAACAAGAUAAUAAAGCCACGUGUCAAAUGGGAGGUUAAAAAUUAACAGGUCAUCAUAAAACAACAUAAAAGCAGCCCGAGGGAUGGCAUUAGUCAGAGUGUAAGUGAAUGAAAGCUGCUGAAUCAACUUGGACGAUGAAUUCCACCAUUUUGUGGUUUGUUUUGUUGUUUUGUGGCUUGACUUUGGCCCAGGAUGAUGUUAAAACUACUGAAAUAGAAAAACCUGGUAAAGCAGCAUCAUGUCAUCCUGACAUGUGUGAUCUCUUGAUAGAGUUUGGUGCUAUGACAGAAAAACUCAGAGCUGUAGAAGCUAGGCUGAGGGACAGCGAAACCAGGCUGAAAGACAGCGAAACCAGGCUGCAGAACAGCGAAACCAGGUUGAAGGACAACGAAACCAGAUUGACAGCCAGUGAAACCAGGCUGCAGAACAGCGAAACCAGGUUGAAGGACAACGAAAACCAAAUUCGGGAACUGAAAAACAAAGAAAGAACCAAGGUGAUAUUCAGUGCAGCAACAGGAGGAGGAGACAGAAUCAUUGGACCCUUCAACACAGACACAACUUUAAUCUACAGAACAGUGAUAACAAACAUUGGUAAUGCCUACAGUCCAUACACAGGUAUCUUCACUGCACCUGUUGCAGGUGUUUAUUAUUUUACCAUCUUCUAUCAUGCUAAUGGACACCGUCCGGGGAUGCUGUUACUGUACAAGAACAAUCAAGUGAUGGUCAUGACAGACGAUCACCAGUGUGGCUACGACACAGCUGAUAAUGGUGGAAACGCAGCGUUCCUGCAGCUGCAGUCAGGAGACCAGGUGUACGUGCUCAUGCGCGCAAAUACACAUGUUUAUGGGUCCGACGUCCAUACAACUUUUAGUGGCUCUUUGGUCACUCAGAUGUGAGAACUGUUGUAUAUAUCCGUUCAUUCUGAGAUCACAACAUAAAUACAUCUAUUAUUGUUGUAUUUUAAAAUCUGAUGAAACAGAGGGCCGUUGAUCAUAGAAUAUAAAGUCUGAGAAUUACAUAAGUCUUCUUUACUUGUUGCUUCAUUCAGUUCUGUACAAUUGCAACUGCAAAAUUGCCUGUUUGGAAAGUAAAAAAACAAAAAACAAAGACGAUACUACUGCCUCCAACAUAUUGUUCUGUUGUAGGUGUUCAGACUGCUUGUGUUUAGUCUGCUUACGUCUGUUUGUGUGGACUGUGUCAGUUUUAUCACCAUGUUUUCGUUGUUUUAUGUUUUUAUGAUAUAAUUGAUUGUUACCAUGGAGAUAAUA
Messenger RNA from Epinephelus moara (kelp grouper), 1692 nucleotides. RefSeq names its product complement C1q-like protein 3. Gene Ontology annotation, molecular function: protein binding. The coding region runs from base 532 to 1320 and encodes 262 amino acids. NCBI's taxonomy places the organism in Eukaryota, Metazoa, Chordata, Actinopteri, Perciformes, Serranidae. The transcript is spliced from 3 exons. The record is from RefSeq and is a predicted model, not a curated record.